Messenger RNA from Rhopalosiphum padi (bird cherry-oat aphid), 1629 nucleotides. RefSeq lists its product as uncharacterized. Lineage: Eukaryota; Metazoa; Arthropoda; Insecta; Hemiptera; Aphididae. The record is from RefSeq and is a predicted model, not a curated record. Gene Ontology annotation, molecular function: protein dimerization activity.
AUGGAAAUAAUAGAUUUGCAGCCACAAGAUAUCUUAAAAGACUCAUUCAAAGCAUCGCCUUUACUUUUUUUCGCUGAACUUCCUGCAUCAUUUUCAAAAAUUAAAAAUAUAGCUGCGAAAUACUUCAGUAUGUUUGGAUCCAAUUACGUAUGUGAACAGGCAUUUUCUCAUAUGAGAAAAAUUAAAAACCCAUACCGUUCACGCUUAACUGAUGAUCAUCUCCACCAUGUACUUAGAGCCAACACAAGUGAAUCUGGUGAUGAUGAUAAAUAUACAAAUGAGGCAAAUGACCUGGACUAUUUAAAAGGCCAUUUAAGUUCUAAUUCCUGGUACAAGUAUACAAGUCCAAACAUUCAAGAUGAAAUAAUUAAUAUCAGUGGAAACUUAAUACUUGGAAAAAUAGUAAAAAUGGUAAAUUCUGCUGAAUGGUUUUCAGUGUUGGCAGACGAAACAACAGAUGUAUCACUAAAAGAACAACUUACAUUAUGUGUUCGAUACGUUAAUGGUUCAGGAGACAGUGUAAAAGUACAUGAAAGUUUAAAUACUUGUGGUAUUGAUUGUACUAAAAUGUGUGGCCAAGGCUACGAUGGAGCAGCAAAUAUGUCAGGAAAAUUUAAAGGAGUGCAAACUGUGAUAAAAAAUUUAUAUCCAAAAGCCAUAUUUGUUCAUUGCGCAGCCCAUUCAUUAAAUUUAGCAGUUUCAUCUGCAUGUGAAGUUCAAUCCGUUAGAAACUUUGAUGCAUUAGAAGAAAUACCAAAUAAAUUUAAUGACAUUUCUUCGGUGCCUGAUGCAAAUAUAUUACUGAAAUCGAUGGACUCUGAGUUUUUAAUUGCCCUUCAAGUUGUAAAAGUGAUGUUUUCUUACGGUCUGCCACUAUGUAAAUGUUUACAAAAAAAUGACAUAGAUCUUAAAGAAGCUGUAGAAUUAGCUCAAUGUAACAUUUCAACACUUGAAAAUGUAAGGAAAAAUAUUGAUAAAGAAUUUAAACUAAUGUUUAAAGAAGCCGAUGAAAUGGCUUUAAUUUUGGACAUCAACAUUUCUGUAAAGAGUUUAAACAAACGUCAACAAAAUCGUCCAAACCCUUUUGCAUGUGUUAAUUCAAUGAAUCCUGAAGACUAUUAUAAAAUUACCAUAGCAAUACCUUGUAUUGAUUCUUUUAUAAGUAAUUUAAAAGAAAGAUUUCUUACUCAUAAGAAUAUUUUUGAAGGCUUCCAGUGCUUAUUUUCUGAUGAAAUAGAUAUAGAAUAUGAAGCAUUUGAAGAACUUGUCAGAUUUUAUCUGGACUCAGAUAUUCAGAUAGUCAUUGUUGAAUUAAGAAUAUGGCAAUCAAAACUGAAAUCAAAUAAUAAAAAGCCUAAGGCCAUAGAUGCUUUACGUUUAUGACAGUCAAUUUUUCCAAAUAUUUAUCAAUUAUUAAAAAUAUUAUGUACCAUAUCAGUAUCUACAUCCACUCCCGAGAGAUCAUUUUCAUGUAUGAUACGACUAAAAACCUAUUUAAGAAACUCAAUGACUGAAAAUCGUCUGAACAGCUUAACAUUGUUGGCCGUUCAUAGAGAAAUUCCAAUUGAUGCCAAAGAAGUUAUUGAUGUGAUGGCUCAAAAAUCAAGAAAACUUGAUAUCAUUUUGUAA